This is a messenger RNA of Plasmodium cynomolgi strain B, 696 nucleotides long. RefSeq names its product cytochrome c heme lyase. NCBI's taxonomy places the organism in Eukaryota, Apicomplexa, Aconoidasida, Haemosporida, Plasmodiidae. The record is from RefSeq and is a predicted model, not a curated record. Gene Ontology annotation, cellular component: mitochondrion. The coding region runs from base 1 to 696 and encodes 231 amino acids. Gene Ontology annotation, molecular function: holocytochrome-c synthase activity. The transcript has 5 exons.
AUGCAGAGCAUAGGCAGGACCAUUGGGGAUGAUCAAAAUGGAGAAAAGGUGAGAUGCCCCUCGUCGUUAGUGGGGAGGUUGAAAAUACCCCAAGAAAAGGAGAAUGAAGUGAUUAACGAACGGAACAUGAUGCCGGAUAUCCCCAACUACUCCCUGCGCGAAGAGUCCGAGUGCCCCCUGAACAGAAAGAGAGACGUUUCUUCGAUCCCAAAAAAUACAAAAGAAAAUUGGCUCUACCCCUCUCCACAGCAAUUUUACAAUUCCCUAAUUAGGAAGAAUAAACAUAUUGACAGAAAUUACAUCGAUGCUGUGGUGACUGUUCACAACGAAGUUAAUGAGGAAUCCUGGAGAAAUAUCCUAAAAUAUGAAUACCUGCACAGGAGCAAAUGCAGCGAAGUCACUCUGCAGCGAUUUCUUGGAAAGUUUGACGACCUCUCGGUGAAGGCCAAAUUCAGGAGCAUUUUCUCCAAGCUAGGCAAGCCAUUUGACAGACACGACUGGUAUGUGAAUAGGUGCGGUAAGGAGGUGAAGUACAUUUUGGAUUAUUACAACGAUGAGUCUAUACAGGACGACAAAAAUAUUUACAUUGACGUGAGGCCUGCCCUGAACAGCUUCUCAAACAUCUGGGACCGAAUACGUUACCCAUUUUAUGAAUUUUAUUUUAAGCAUGUCAAGCGGUACGAGUUGUUUAGGUGA